Messenger RNA from Cottoperca gobio, 5624 nucleotides. RefSeq names its product myotubularin related protein 10 (gene mtmr10). Bases 646 to 2949 code for a protein of 767 amino acids. The transcript is spliced from 16 exons. Lineage: Eukaryota; Metazoa; Chordata; Actinopteri; Perciformes; Bovichtidae. Gene Ontology annotation, biological process: phosphatidylinositol dephosphorylation. Gene Ontology annotation, cellular component: cytoplasm; membrane. The record is from RefSeq and is a predicted model, not a curated record.
CAAAUGACAGGUUAUCAAUGUUUUAUUAUAGCAUACAGUAGUUGAUAUCAAUUUUGCUUAUAAUAUGUACAGAGUACCCCGGUGUCCUGUUUCAGCUUUUCAGAAAGUUUGAUGAAAGAAAGUCUCGGUACAAAAAAUAUAGCUCAACAGCGGAGCCCGGAAGUAGGGCUGGACCUCGGCUCUUUGUAAACAUGGCCGUUAAGUCCAUUACAGCAUCAGGUUCUGCGUGUGGCUGUACUAGUUAGACAUUCAGGAAGUCACGGGGAGUAACUAGUACAGUAACAGGUGGAAAGAAAAUGUAGACACAAAACGGGCGCCUAGUAAUAAUUUUCGUUAUUUUAUAUCUGCGUGGGAACUGCAUUUAUAAACUUCAUGUUGUACUUUACGCUAGCUAGCUAGCGAAGCUAACGCCGACGUCUCAACGUUAACUCCUGUCAACUUUUUCAACCAGCUACAUAAUCUGCUACUUGACUGCUUAUCGAAAUGGCGGAGUGCCGUCGCUCGUCCAGGCUUUCUCGAUGAAUAUUUUACACACGGAGGUGUCGGAUUUACUCAGCUGAGGGCUGACUAAACUUUAUUAAAGGCUCCUUUUUGUUUUUGUUUUUUCCACUGGCAACCGCCAACUGCUGAGGGCGGACAUAAACAAUGUUUUCUUUAAAACCCAUGAAGCCAACCUUCAAAUGUUAUCUUCCUCCUGUACAGACUGAUGUGAAGAAAGCUAUUGAACCCCCUAUUAAAAAGUUGGAGCCCAAGUUACUUCAAGGGGAGAUCGUAGUUAAUGAGGUGAACUUUGUGAGGAAAUGCAUCAGUGCUGAAAGCAGCCAGGAUGACCUUUGGGGGAAGUUGAUAUGCACCAACUUUAAGGUCUCCUUCAUCCCUCAAGAUGCCUCUUCUAAACAGAAGUCCCAGUUGUCCCACCUCCUGCUUGGAGAACAUGACAUCCCCCUCACCUGUCUGGAGCAAGUAGUGACAGUAAAUGAUACAAAGGGGAAGAAGAAAGUAUUGGGGUCAAACCAGAAGCUGAAAUUCAACCCGACAGAGCUCAUCCUCUAUUGCAAAGACUUGCGCAUCAUAAGGUUCUGCUUUGAUGAGGCUGGGCCUGAGAGUGCCAAAAAGGUUUGCCUUGCUAUUGCCCACUAUUCCCACCCUGCUGAUCUUCAACUGCUGUUUGGCUUUGAGUAUCAAGGGCGGCGAUACCAUGAAUCUAAAGGGAAGCGAGUCAAUGGUUCCACCCCUCAAGGAGGAUUACGGACCCCCAUUUUUGACCGUCCAUCAGACUGGGAUCGGGAGAUCAAGAGAACAGGGGCAUCAGAGUGGAGGGUGUGCUCCAUCAACGAGAGUUAUGCCGUCUCACCAAGCCUGCCAGAGUUCAUUGUGGUCCCAGUUUCUCUGGCAGAUCAGGAUCUAAAGCAGUUGUCCGUAUUCUUCACUAAUCAGCGCAUCCCGUCCUGGUGCUGGAACCACCCAAAUGGAAGUGCUCUUGUCCGCAUGGCCAGCAUAAGUGAUCCAUUGCACCAGAGGAAGAUUGAACAGAAGAUCUUCACUGCCAUCACAAAAAGCCACCCACAGCGCAGUGAAGUCGUCAAGUCAGAUCUCGACAAGAUUCUGCCCAACAUCCUGGACAUCCAGAGCUCCUUUGUUAAAGUCAGGCAGAUCUGCGUCAUUGAUCCUUUUGAGGAGUCAGAGGAGAGGUGGCUCACAUCUAUUGAAAACUCACGAUGGCUGGAGUACGUCAGGGCUUUCCUGAAACUCUCAGCUGAGAUGGUGUUCCAGCUGGAUGGAAAGAAUGUUUCAGUCAUUCUUCAAGAGGAGGAAGACAGAGACCUGAACUGUGUCGUGUCCUCGUUGGUGCAGCUCAUGUUGGAUCCUCAUUAUCGCAGCCUCAUUGGCUUUCAGUGUUUGGUGCAGAAGGAGUGGGUGAUGGCUGGCCAUCGCUUCUUGGACAGAUGCAACCACUUAAAGAAGAAUGACAAAGAGGAGUCCGCACUGUUCAUGCUGUUCCUGGACUGCGUGUGGCAGAUGAUGAACCAGUACCCAGCAGCAUUCGAGUUCACAGAGACCUAUCUGACAGUCCUGAGUGAUAGCAUGUGGAUCCCACUCUUCAGUACUUUCCUCUUCAAUUCUCCGAAACAGCGAGCUCAGCACAUGAUGGACUUUGCCAAGAAUAAAGCCAUCCCUCAAGGAGAAGACCAGGUUGUGUAUUUCCCUCCUGUCUGGGACUGGUCACAGCAGUUCUCCACCAAAGACCAAACCCUCUUUAACAACCCGAUGUAUGUAGGCAAAGGAGUGGCCUGUGUUCAGAAUGGAGAAGUGAAAACCUUCAGACGCACAAAGCAGAAAACCUACAGUUCCACAUUGCGAGGAACGCCUGCAUCUCUGCGCAAUGGACUGAAGGUUGGAGAGGAAACGUUGACCCGACGGGGCUCUCUGAUGUCGGAGUUGAGGUCUGAUUACUCACCAGUGAAAGACGAAAGCCCGGCCGAGCGCUUCUUCAGAGACUGCUUCUCUCGACCUGCAGACCAGCAGGGCCUCCUGAUUCCCCUGCUCGCGCCCUCACACGUCACUCUCUGGAAGCUCUACUUUCUACGCUGGGUUCCUGAAGCCUGCAUUCCCAAAGGAGGUUCCAGCACCGCCUACCACAAGCUCUCCCAACUGGUCGAUGAAAUUGAGAUACUACAGAACCAGCUAAGGCAAUAUAAGGGACGCAGUCCAGGCAACACACCACUCCCCAGCCCAAGUGGGCCCCUCUCAGACCAGAGGAGGAUGUAUUUUAAGGCCUGUUCCCCACAUGACCCCCCUACACCUCCAGACUUCCUCACCUCCUCCUUUCCUUUCACCCCAAUGGGAAACCUGUGUCGCCGCAGUGUCCAUGGGACCCCCAUUAGCAAAUUUCUGAAUGGGGCGAGGAUCUGGCUCUCUACAGAGACUCUUGCUAAUGACAGUCUCUAAAGACGUGGGGCUCACUUUUCUGAGCUCAGUACAGGUUUGUGUAACAAUUAAUCAUCUUAUUUUCUAUUACCUCUUUCUUAAAAACCAGGAAUGAAAAUGAGAAAUAGAAAAUCUAUCUAUCUGGACUUAAAUUAUUUAUAAGCUAGAAUUUGCACCGUUGAUACUGCAUCAAAAUCUGAGGUAAUUUCUAAACUGAAGCGCCCUCGAUUGGAUUUAAUCAAUAUUCUCCAUUACAGAUCUGGAAUUCAGAUUAUCUAAAGCGCAUCCUUCUUACUGGCCAGUGAGUUGUUACUGUGAGGUGUCCUGACUGGAAGAUCAUCAUACAUUUUUAUAAAAGAUGUAUUUUUUUUUUUCUACUUAAGUUUUUAGGUUUCUCUUUCUCAAAAUGUAACUAUGAUAACUGCUCUUUUUUGCUGAGCGUACUGUAUGACCCAAACAAAGAGUGCUUUUGGAGAUUUUUAUAGAGUUGAGAGUUUCCUAUGCAAGAUUUACCUGUGAUUCAAUGUUCAUUUUAAAGCAAUAAUCGAAAUGUUAACGUGUGUAGCAAUGCCAUCAGGAUAGUUUUAAUUUAGUUGAAUUCUCAAUGGUCUGUAAGAAUUCCCCACUGUAAUGGAAUUGAAAAAUGUAAACCAAAUGGUGAUUCUUGAAAUUAGAAAAUGCCUGUUCUCUUUGCAGCAGCAAUGAUGCAUUUCUCUGAACACUGAUUUCCAAAUACUCCGUUUGUUUGUACCCUCCAGGAAAAGUAAUUGAAAAUGUAAUAAUGUACCUAGUAUUUUUAUUUCAGAAAGAGUAACAGAAAAUAUCACUGCUAACGACAUAUUUUAAUAUGUGGUAAAAACGAAGAAGAUCUGGUCUGGUUGAAUGUAAUGGGGCGAUUCUUUUUCCUUUUUUUUCUUUGCACAAACUUAAUGCUAUUUUGCUCUAAAUGCCCAUAUGUUAAUGGUUAUGUUGAGGUUUCACUGUACACAGCAAAUAUUGUGGUUUCAGGGUCUUCAUUUGUAGAGUUGCUCUAUUUUUGAAGCAGAGAAAGGGGCCUAUAUUUUUAGUAUCCUAAAGCAGGUGAUACUACGAAGUGGAGCUGUGAGGACUUCAAUCUGUGGUAGAUAUUUCCUCUUCUCUUUUUGAAGGGGUUUUAUUAAACUUUUAUACAGGCCUUCUGGUAAGGCACUGAGAAGAAGAAGAAACUGUUAAUUUUUACAGUACCUGAAUGGGUAAAUAUUUGAUAGCAAAGGGACAGAUGAGGGCUUUGACUCAAACCAGUCUCUAGUUAAGAUGUCGUGAAUUUCAGGCACUGAAGUUACUGAUCCAAUGAACGAGACCGUGAUGGGUCGAUGACGAGUGACACAGUUUCAAGGCAGCACAUGAGAAAAUUUCAGCAAUAAAUAAUAUGGAUUGAGAGUGUCACAAAUACACCAUGUGUAUACACACAACAACUUUUUUAAUUUUCAGAAUAAAAUGACAAAAGUCAGUUGUGAAGUAUAACUACAGUCCAUACAGGCUGUUUAAGGAAAAGCCUGAUGUUUGUACAAAGGGAAAGAUUAAACUAUAACAAUACUCACAUUUGUAAUAACAUAUGUUCUUGGGGGGUUUUUUCUCUCCAGAUAAUGCUACUCUGCAUAGAGGAAUAAUAUAAUAGAAAACCAGCAGUGAAGUUGCUGUACUCCCAGUCAGGAUAGUGAUGGAGAUGUUAGUGCGUUAAGAUGUUAACAGGUUUUUAUGGUACAAUUAGAGAAUUUUUUUGAGUGAGUUUAACUUCCAGUGCACUGCAAAGACUUUGUCAUUUGGAGACACUUAAAGGUGUCUGCCUGGGAGGUUACAACCUGCUGAACUAGAGAGUGGUUUGAGAGACAUCAGGGGAAAUGGAUCAGUCAUCCAGUUAAAACUGGUGAAGGAACUAGCACUGUGUAAUAUCAUAAUGUCUUAAAAUAGCAUUUAAUAUAAAUAUAAGACCACUGGAAAGACUCCACAUCGGUCCUAUUACAUAGGAGAAUUGAUCCUUAGAUGCUAAAUUGACCAGUUUUCAAUGAUAUUCAGCUAAACUCGUAAUUAUUUGGCAAUACCUAGUUCAGGUGGGUUUUCUUUUUAUAUAGAAGUGUAUAGUGUGAGUGCAGAACCUGUUCUCCCAAAUGCUAUUAAUUGCACAUUGUACUCCAUAUAUAUAUAUAGGAUAGUUUGUUUAAAGGUGGUUGUUGAAUAUCAUUUUGGCAGAUAUUAUAAAUACUGUAUAUGCUUGAAAUCUUCCAAUUCAUAUUUUUGAUUAAUGGUACUAAACAACUUUUAUCCUUGAUUUAGUCUUUGUAUUUUCUGGAGAGAUAUUUAUAUGCUGUGUUCUUCCACUAAUUCACAAUGUUGAGCUCUGCUGUAAUAGCAUGAUGACCGUGCUUCCACUGUGGCACAGUUUGAUAUUGAUGAGCAGCAGAUGUAUUUAUUCAGUUAUGCAAAUAUUCUCUGAGUGGGAUGCAAGGGCUACUGUACAUCCCCCCUGUGCCUUUUGGGAAGAUUGACCAUUUUUGUAACUAUAUUCUAAAUCUGUUGACUUACUUUAGAUUUCUAAAACUUAUCAAUUCUGUAUAUCUAGUUCAAUUCAGUGGUACUGCACUGAAGCUGUUUUCCUGACAGAAAAUAAAUCUCAAAUGUGUACCAAUAACCAAUCAUUACAUUAUUUUUCAAAUGAA